AUGUCCUCGGAUGCUUUCCAAGGCUGGAUAGAAGCACAAUUAAGCGUGAUAAGGGAUGAACUCAAAACCUACAACGAGCAGAAACAAAAAACGCCCGACCUCACAAAACUGUCGUAUCAAGACUUUGUCCAUAUCCGGGACGCUCUUCUAUUGUUUGAGUCUAGCCUCACACAAGCGGUCGAUGCUAUUAAGUCCACCAUCUCGGAGUGGCAACAAUUUAUCGAAAAACAGCGCUCAGCCGAACAAAAAACACUAUUGGAGAAUCAAAAGCUCUACUUCGAAAAAAGCCAAGUUUUUGCAACGAUCCAAACCACGCUACCUGUCCUGGCGGAAAUAAAACGUGCCAAGCUCAAGGUUUCGCAGCAACUGGCUGCCUUUGAAAGUUCAUCAGAAGAAGAUGCGAAAAGCACGGCCUCGAGCAAGCCCAACAGCCAGGCUAGCCAGGCCGCGCCUGUCCCGGCUCCUUUGUCCAGCGCUAGCAACUCCACACCGUUGCCUCCUGGAUCACUUCCUGGCAGCCAAGCGUCAUCGAGGCCCAGCACACCGAUCGCAGCUACACGUCCUGGUACCCCUCCACCAAGUGCCACAACUGCGCCGACGACUGCACCAACAGCUGCUGUUGCGACUUCGCUUCCCACUCAAAUAACGAUCGUUCAACAUGACCCAGUCCGAGCCACUGAACUCCCAAAAUUCGAUGGCUCCUUCCAAAAUUGGCCGACCUACAAAGAGGCUAUCGAACACCUCAUCGAGCCCGCCUCCAUUUCACCGGCGAGGAAAUUUGCUUUGAUCCGACAAUCUGUGAGCGGCACGGCUCUAUCGAUGAUCCAAGAUCUACCCCUUACGGACGCUUCCUAUCAACUUGCAGUCGAAUCUUUGAAGAAAGCUUACGAGCUCCCCGGUAGACUAGCGGAUGAGCUCCGCCACAGCCUUGUCAACCUGAAACUGGAACACGAACCUGGCCUCGCCGCCAAGCCGUCCGACUCCUUCAUUCUAUUGAACCGAUUGCAGGGACUUCAUCUUCGUCUGCAAAGCUACGACACCACCGUCUCGAGUGAGAUUUAUGCCCAGCUAAUCCGCGAAAAGUUCUCCAAGAAAUUCCAAGCCCGAGUCUUCAAAGACAAGACGCAGGCGAGCGUCCCUGGAACCCUUGCCUCGCUGCGUUCUGCCAUCCAAGAAGAGAUGAAUCUCGACGCGGCCAUGAAUCAAUCCCGUCCAGCCCUGCCAAGCUCGGAAAACAACUACCACAUUGUUCACGGUCACAACCGUCGGCAGCCGUUUGCCCAGCCACCCCGACAGGCUCCAGUCAUUCAGCCCAACACCGCGAACCCGGCCCAUCGCGGGCAGCAACCGCGUUUUGGACGCCAGACCCCUGCGGCGAUCUGCAUCUUUCAUCCGAAUCAACACUCUCACACUACGAGAGAUUGUCAGCUUGCCCCGGACGCCAAGCUCCAAUUCGUCAUCAACAAUCAACGAUGCUUUAAUUGUUUAAGCCCGUCUCAUGUCAAAGCCAACUGCCCCUCCCGACGACGGUGCCUUACCUGCAACCGGAGACAUCACACAACGCUCCACAAUGCGCGUUCUCAAGCGAACCCGCCCAAUCAGAACCGAACCCCAAACAAGGAACCGUUUAGCAGGGCUGCAAAAUGGACUCCUCAAAAGGUCCGCUCGGAUAGGGCAUCCGUCUCCGGUAAUCAGAUUUUGCAACGGCUUGAAAUUGUCUUGUGGAAAACUUCGAUCCGAGUUGCGCCUUGGGCUGCUUCG
Mesorhabditis spiculigera is the source of this 1761-nucleotide messenger RNA. Lineage: Eukaryota; Metazoa; Nematoda; Chromadorea; Rhabditida; Rhabditidae. The record is from the annotation of a GenBank genome assembly.